This is a messenger RNA of Leucoraja erinaceus (little skate), 2877 nucleotides long. It is a transcript of the gene mzt1, whose product is annotated as mitotic spindle organizing protein 1. Gene Ontology annotation, cellular component: gamma-tubulin ring complex; spindle; interphase microtubule organizing center. NCBI's taxonomy places the organism in Eukaryota, Metazoa, Chordata, Chondrichthyes, Rajiformes, Rajidae. The record is from RefSeq and is a predicted model, not a curated record. The transcript is spliced from 3 exons. The coding region runs from base 166 to 381 and encodes 71 amino acids. Gene Ontology annotation, biological process: microtubule nucleation by interphase microtubule organizing center; gamma-tubulin complex localization; mitotic spindle assembly.
CUCCCCGCUGCCGCCGCCGCCGCUGUCCCGCCGGCCGGAGACAACCCGACCCUCAUGUUGCCUCCCCCGGAGUGUCUUGGCUGAGAAGGUUUGAGCCAAAGAUACGACAUCUAGUGUAUUUGGUUUGAGCCGCUCGAGUCUGUGAGCGGGCGAGAGGGCUGAGCGAUGGCGAAUGCGGCGAAUCUGAACGCGGUGCGGGAGACGAUGGACGUCCUGCUUGAAAUUUCAAGAUUGCUGAAUACUGGUCUUGACAUGGAAUCCCUCUCAAUUUGUGUCCGUCUUUGUGAACAAGGAAUCAAUCCUGAAGCCUUGGCAUCAGUUAUUAAAGAACUGCGCAAGGCUACCGAAUCACUCAAAACUACAGAGAAUAUGACUGGUUGACAUCCUCUUGGUGAUGAAGCUUUCUGCGGAGGGUAUCUACGCUAGGUCACACCGAAAAUCAUUGUCAUGAAUGAACAUACAAAGUUGGCAAAAACAUAGUUUUGUACAAUAGCAGAUAGGAAUGAUUGUUACUCCAGGUUAAAUUAUGUAAAUUGUGGAGUAAUUUAUUGAUGCUGACAUGCAAACACUUGUUAAAUAGAACCACACUGAAUUUAACGUGUUUUAAAUGUAUUGCUUAUUGUGGAUUGUUUUCAGGGGAUGCUUGUUUAAAAAAUAACGGUGUUAAAACACCAACCUCUUACAGGGGGAGAAGUUCCUAAACCGGAUUCAGUAUAUUUUAAGUUUCAUUAUGUGACUGGAAGUGCCAAUUUGCAUUUGACCAGAGCUGAUAUGAAUUGUAAUUAUGCUUUCUCAUGCAUCUUCUCUACUGAAAGAAAGUUUAAAAAUAUAUUUCUUAUUCAAGGCAUGUAAUGGCAAUACUAAUAUAGAUUUUACUGAAGCUGCCACUUUACGAGCUUUUUUAUUGUACUACACAUCAGCUAAAUCAUAAUUGGAAUGCAAUUGUUGUUGUAUAUUAAAACGUGAUUUAUUGUGCCUCUCCCUCCAGAAUUAUAAACAAUACAAUCACAAUCAGCUGAAAAUAAGCAAUUCUAACAUUUAAUUUAGAAAAUGUGUGCUGUUCUGGACUGUUAGUUGCUAAUACAAUGAUUUAUAUCAGGUUAUAAUUUCAAAAUCCAGAUUGUGUUAUUUGAUCUAAAGUUUUAGGGACUGUUGAUUGUUGAUACUAAGAAGCUAAUAACAUUGACAGUGUGUUAGAUUUGUGAUUGGUAUUUUUUUUUAAUUUAAAUUUUGUUACAUUACAUAGAAAUGCUUCCUAUUCUUGAAUUUUGGGUGCAUUUUUCUAAGAAUUAAAGUUCUGGUGAAAAAUAUGGUACAAGACUUAGUUUAAUAAUAGAAGUAAAAGUGAUACAAUUUAUUGUAAAUGCAUUCAUUAUGUUGCUUGAUUUAUAGUUAGUUUACUCUGUUGUUGAUCUCAAAUGUAAAGCAAAUAUAAAAAUGGUUUCAAAGGUGAACCUUUGUUCAUUCCAUAUGUACAUGCCUGUGGAAAUAUGCAAAAGCAACAAGGUUGUCUUUAAUUUCCCCAGUAUUGAAUGGAGUAUCCUUAGUAAGAGGAACUGAGAUGGGGCACAAAUGUCAAAUACCUCCAGGGUGACUUCAAGAAACAGUGGAGAUAGUGAAAUUGGGGAAGGAGUCAUUUCAUUGAGAAACAAGUCUAACCAAGUGCGUGAGGUUUUAGUAUGAGAGCAUUUUGGCAAUAGUGAUCACAACUCUUAAGUUUUAUGGUAGUUGUGCAUAAGAAUAAAUCUGGACCGUGGAGUGCUGGUGUUGGAAUGCAGAUUACAACAGUCUUAGGCAGGAAAGCUGGAGAGAGCAGCUUGAAACGACUGUUAUUGGACAAGUUCACAUCGUGACACAACUUAAACCAACAACUGAUCAGAUUUCAGGUCUGGCAUGUGAGGAUGACAUAGAUAGCAAGGAACUUUAUAUGAUGGGUGAUUUAGUCUAAAAGAGAAAGGACAUGUAUGUAAGGGUUUGGAAGCUGAAAUUGUACAGAACCUUAAAGCAAUAUAAAGAAAACAGGAAAGAUCUCAAAUAACGAAUCAAGAGGGUUCAAAGAGACCAUGAAAUUUGUGCGUAUAAAAAUACCGAGGCAUUUUAUGCGUAAAUUAUAAAGAUGGUAGCUAGGUAAAUAGGAUUCAAAAUUGGCUUGUCCUUAGAAAGCAAAGGAUAGUAUGAAGUGGUGUUUCACUGAUUAGAAGUCUGUGAUUAGGGAGUAUAGGGAUCGCCUGUUUAUAAUAAAAAAACAUAAUUUCGACAAAAAUCUAGAUGAGGUGAUUAAGAUUGCACACAACAUAAAAAAUGGUGAGUUGUGGAUUGUGAAGAAGGUUGUCAGGAUACAGAAUAAUAUAAAUCAGUUAUCGAUUAUGGGUGGAGAAAUGGCAGAUGGGAGUUUAAUCGAGACAACUUAGGGAGGUAAGGAAUAUAUACUGUAAAUGACUGCAGCAUAACAGCACAGAUGUGCAGAUGGAUCUUGGGAUGCACAUUUUCAUUGUUCCCUCAUGGUGACAACACAAGCAAGCCUUCAGACAAGGCACUGAGUACAAAAGUCAGGAUGUCAUGCUGCAGCUGGUUAGGUCACAUUGUGAAUAUCGUGUGCAGUUCUGGUCACCACAUUGCAAGAAGGUUAUGGAGGUUUGGUAGAGGUUGCAAAAGAGGGUUAAGAGGAUGCUGCCUGAACUAGAGGGUAUUAGCCAAAGGGAAGUUGGGCAAAUUUGGAUUGUUUCUUCUACAGUGCGAGGCUGAAGGGAGACCUAAUACAAGUUUCUAAAGUUAUAAGAGGCAUGAAUAUGGUUGCUAGAUGGUCCUUUUUUCCCGAGGAUACAAAUUUUAAAUACAAAAAGGCAUAGAUUCAAUGUGAGAGUGGGUAAGUUGAAA